UCUGGAUCAAACGGCAUGACCGCUGUCCUAAUUUAGCUUCUCAUACAAUAGCAAUCAAACAUAGAAGAAGAAGAAGAAGCUGCUACGCAGGUUAGCGUCAACAAGGAGGGCAUCAUCUCUGUCUCGCAGUGAAGAGGCGCAGGUUAGAACCACUUUGAUCUCUCUCUGUUACAGAUCUACACUCUGUAUUGUUGGAUCACGAAUAAAAAUUAUCCUCCCCAUCAGGUACGCUCUGAAUCGAACUAGAUCUCAUUUGCAUCCCUCUGAUCUCUCAAUUUCGUGUUCCAAUUCCUCGAUCUUAUUAAUUUAGGGUUUUUUAGAUCGUUUUAUACAUUUGAAAAAAAAAAAUGAAUUCGAAUUACGGAAAAUCCAGUAAAUCGGUGUCCCUAAACAACUUCGACUUUGAUUUAGGAUUAAACACAAACCGUUCUCGACCUCUCAAAGAUCAGAAAAACCAAACCUCUUCAUUUUCUUCUUCUUCAUUUUCAUCCACGCAAACAAAACCUAAUACCACGUCGUCUUGGCAACCCAACAAACCCUCCUGGACUCACCAACCCGCGCCGAGUCAAUCGAAUCUGCCUGGGUUACCGACUGGUUCGACCUCUAUGGUGGGAGAUAUAUUUGGGAAGACCUGGGGUUCAUCGGCUCCUUCUAGUACCACCUCCGGUAUUGGAAUUGUCAAUAAAAACCCUAAUUUGUUCGGAGAUCUUGUCAGCUCGGCCAUUGGGCAAAAUAAGGGCAACACAAAUGUUCCUUUGAAAAAUGCCACACCAGCCUCCAAUAAGAGUGCUUAUUCAAUGGGUAAUUUGGGGGAUUCGUUGCCAAAAGCUGGUAAUGCAGCGUCGAAUAGCAGUAAUUGGGGAUCUUCUGGGAAUACUGGGAAUUAUACUAGUGCAUUCAAUUAUAGUAGCAGCAGCAAUGUUAACAAUACAAAGAGUGCAAAUCUUGGAGGUCCUUCAAUUCGUAGUGUAGGUGGAGGUGGGAUGAGCUCAAAUAAGGACCCUUUUGGUUCUUUGGUAGAUUUUUCAUCGAAGCCAAUGGGUAGUAUGAAUUCAUCGGAGAAAAGUAAUAAUAUAACUAAUGAUGCAUUCGGUAACUUUCAGAAUGCUUCGAAAUCAAGUACACCUGUAUUCACAUCGAAUGCCUCUCCUGCAAAUAAGAACAACUCAGUGGAAUCUAAUUAUGGUUCUUAUUCAAACAUGGAUGAUUUUGGGAUUCCUACUUCUCAGAAUAAACCUCCUACUCAGACCGCUGGUGUUGAUGCAUUUGAUGUGUUGUUCUCCUCAUCCUCGGCCUCAGCUGGAGCUGCUCCAAAAGCGUCUGAAGGACUUGCGAGCGAACAAUUUUCUGGAGCUGAAGAUUGGGGUGAUUUUGGAGGAGGGGAUGACGCUAGUGGGACAACCGAGCUUGAAGGGCUUCCUCCCCCACCCUCUGGAGUUUCUGCUUCAUCUGCAAUGAAUAAGGGGGUGGAUAAUCAGAAGCAAGGGCAAUAUGCUGAUGCUAUUAAGUGGCUGUCUUGGGCUGUGAUUCUUCUUGAGAAGGCUGGUGAUGAUGCUGCCACCAAGGAGGUCUUAUCGUGCAGGGCUUCAUGUUACAAAGAAGUUGGGGAAUAUAAAAAGGCUGUGGCCGACUGCACAAAGGUGCUAGAAGAUGAUAGUGGAAAUGUAGCAGUCCUUGUACAGCGCGCACUCUUGUACGAGAGUAUGGAAAAGUACAAACUUGGGGCAGAAGACCUAAGGACUGUGAUGAAACUUGAUCCUGGCAACAGGGUUGCUAGAAGUACCAUUCACCGCUUGACCAAAAUGGCCGAGUAAGAAGUUAUAUUUAUAUAUAUAUUUUCUCUCUCUCUCUCUCUCUCUCUUCUUUUUUUUUUUUUUUCUCUUUCUGGGGAAGCCUUUCCAUUUGUUGGUAAUACUAUGUCCCCUCUUAAUACGAACUUGUGCGGGGAAUAAUAACAGUUUGCUUGAGAUAAUGGAUAUUUCUGUUUGUUUUUGUCUUGUGAAUUUAAUGCAUAAUGCAUUGUAUUGCAGAUAUUCUUUUAA
Molecule: messenger RNA, 2042 nt
Organism: Cornus florida
Lineage: Eukaryota; Viridiplantae; Streptophyta; Magnoliopsida; Cornales; Cornaceae
Exons: 2
Coding region: 348-1814 (488 amino acids)
Molecular function (GO): protein binding
Source: RefSeq, a predicted model, not a curated record